UAUUUCUCACAGGAACCGAUUUCUAAAGCCGUAAAAAUAAAAUCUAUAGACGGGAAGGAGAUGAUGGCUUUGGAUGUGUUUUCUGCGGUCAUUGAAUUCUUCAGGGGUCACCUACUUCAUUCUCUAAAAGAAGAAGGCGCAGGGAUCAUAGAAAUUGAUAUACGCUGGGUCAUAACAGUACCUGCUAUAUGGGACGAUCCUGCCAGACAGUUUAUGAGAAAGGCGGCAGUGAGGGCUGGAAUAUCCGGGAACCAGUUACUUAUAGCUCAGGAGCCUGUGGUGGCCUCAUUAUACUGUAAACAUUUCCCUACAGAGAAACUGCUGUCUGAGGCCGGCGUCCAGGGAUUUGGAGUCUUCUCCAAGGGAAGCAAAUACCUAGUUCUGGAUUGUGGAGGAGAAAGAGUAGAUAUCACCGUUUAUGAAGUACAACCUGAUCUCAGCCUAAAGGAGCUGUACAGAGCUAGUGGAGGAGCGUUGGGAGGGAAUCAGGUAGAUGAGGCCUUCAAACAGAUGCUGAUCAAAAUGUUUGGGGCCCCUGUCAUCGCUGAGUUUGCCCGCUCACAUCCAGGUGAUUAUGUGGACAUAUAUAGAGAAUUCGAAAACAAGAAGCGUGACAUUAAUGACAAAAGGGUCAGGGUCAUUUUUAAAAUUCCAAUUUCUCUGAGGGAAAUGUUCGAAGAGGAAACAGGGUAUCAUGUUAAGGAGAAAAUAAAGGAUACCGAGUUUUCAGAAAAAAUAACAUUCGUGUCGGACAAAUGCAAAAUAACAACCGAAGUGAUGAUGAGCUUUUUUGAAGUGGCAUUGGAUCAAAUUGUGGAUCAUGUUACAGAACUACUAAAGAAACCAGAGAUCUCAGGAACCAAGAAUAUUUUAAUGGUGGGAGGUUUUUCUGAGUCACCAAUUCUACAGAACAUGAUCAAGAAAUCUUUUCCUGAUAUGACAGUUAUCAUUCCCCCCGAACCAGGGCUUGCAGUCCUGAAAGGAGCGGUGCUGUUUGGACACAAACCUGUCACCAUUUCUUCUCGCAUUGCCAAAUAAAGCUACUACAGUCGACUUUUAUCCUAGUAUUCGACAGCUGAAAAGAAAAAUAAGCAGAUUCUGAAACUCACUGAAGAAAUAAUAUAUCAUGAUGAUUGAUUGUAUACUGUUUAA
Messenger RNA from Saccostrea cuccullata (small rock oyster), 1152 nucleotides. RefSeq names its product heat shock 70 kDa protein 12B-like. The transcript has 3 exons. Gene Ontology annotation, molecular function: ATP-dependent protein folding chaperone; ATP binding. The record is from RefSeq and is a predicted model, not a curated record. Bases 61 to 1038 code for a protein of 325 amino acids. Lineage: Eukaryota; Metazoa; Mollusca; Bivalvia; Ostreida; Ostreidae.